GCUCCCAGCAGCACCAUGACAGCCAGAAGCAUCUUUCUCCUGCCACGGCUCCUCGCCCUCUGCCUCUGCCUCCGGCCUGCCCCGGCUCAGGAAGACGCAGAGAGGCGGGCGGACUUGUGCAAGCUGCCUCCGGAGCAAGGCCCGUGCCGGGGGCGAAUCCCCCGCUUCUACUACAGCGCCUCCUCCAAACGCUGCGAGCUCUUCACGUACGGCGGCUGCCAGGGCAAUGCCAACAACUUCAAGACCGAGGAGGACUGUGUGGCCGCCUGCGGGGACCGAGCGGUUUGCAAGCUGCAGUCUGACCCCGGCCCGUGCGACGCGCUGGUCCCGCGCUGGUUCCACAACCCACAGGCCAGGAAGUGCGAGAGCUUCAACUACGGCAGCUGUGGCGGCAACGGCAACAACUUCAAGACGGAGGAGGCCUGCCUCAGGCUCUGCCAGGGCACGGUGGAGUGCCCGCCGCCCACCCUGCACUGCGUCUGGUCCUUUCCUCCCCUGUGCGGCCCGCGGAGGCCGUGUGCCCCGGGCAAGACGUGCUGCUACCACCAAUGCCGGUUCCAGUGCCUGGACCUCCUGAAAGAGAAAGCUGGGACGUGCCCUCCUGACCCCGUCCGGUGCAGUCAGCCCCAGCCCAACGAGUGUGGCCGUGACUACGAGUGCAGUGCGCAGCUGAAGUGCUGCCACUGGCGAUGUGCCCGGCGCUGCGUGGAGCCUGUGCAAGAGUGAUCACCAGGCCAAGCCUGAGGAGGAGGCAUCGCGGGGAGCAGGUCUGAUGCUGCCCAGCAAGAUGGCAAGGACCCUCCUACCCCGGGCCUGGACACGGACCCAGACCCGGCAUGAAGAUCCUGAGGGCAGCUCCUCCUUUGGCCGCAUACCCACUUGCUGCAUCACCUGGCAUUGCCCUGCACCCUGAGCCAGCCCUGGGUUUGCUCCUCUUCGUGUCUGCCCGCAGCGGCACCAGGGCUUGUGCCCAGGGCCCGCUCUCUACCCCCUGCGCUCCCACUGCAGACGCCUCUCAAUAAAGACACUCCUUCCUGCA
Molecule: messenger RNA, 1039 nt
Organism: Alligator mississippiensis (American alligator)
Lineage: Eukaryota; Metazoa; Chordata; Crocodylia; Alligatoridae
Product: kunitz-type serine protease inhibitor bitisilin-3
Exons: 6
Coding region: 16-726 (236 amino acids)
Biological process (GO): negative regulation of peptidase activity
Cellular component (GO): extracellular region
Molecular function (GO): serine-type endopeptidase inhibitor activity
Source: RefSeq, a predicted model, not a curated record